Messenger RNA from Alternaria arborescens, 2244 nucleotides. RefSeq lists its product as hypothetical. The transcript has 4 exons. NCBI's taxonomy places the organism in Eukaryota, Fungi, Ascomycota, Dothideomycetes, Pleosporales, Pleosporaceae. The coding region runs from base 1 to 2244 and encodes 747 amino acids. The record is from RefSeq and is a predicted model, not a curated record. Gene Ontology annotation, molecular function: zinc ion binding; DNA-binding transcription factor activity, RNA polymerase II-specific. Gene Ontology annotation, biological process: regulation of DNA-templated transcription.
AUGACACAAACUGGAAAAUGCGACACGUGUCGUCAGCGGAAAGUCAAGUGUGAUGAGGAGCGACCCAAAUGUAGCUCAUGCAAGAAGAAAGACCGACCAUGCACCUAUUCCUACGGAAAAGCUUCGGCGUUUGUGGUGCAGGACCCAAACCAGCUGACCAAACAUGGAAAAUCAAGAACCACACCCAUCACAUAUUCGCUGGCUCCUUCUGAUGAAGAGUUCACAUCGCCUUCAACAACGCCUCCAAAUCUAUGUGUUACAACAGAAAGGCGCGCCGAGGAUGGACAAGGUUACUUCCAGACCCUGGCGCCACGCUCGAAGUAUAGAAGCCAUCUGUCGAAAAAGAAAACAAACAAACAGCAACGUGCGCUUGAGGCUUACCUCUGGAAACUAAGCGAAGAGAACACACUCGUAGCUCACCAGCCAUCCUCUCCUGAGACGACGUUGAUCGCACGAUAUGUUGGCAUGUUGGGACCGGACCCUAUAGGAAGGCAACCUUUUGAGAUACUGGGAACCUGGAUACAGUCGAUACCUUCGCGCAUCGGCUCGAGCAAGAUGUUAGACCUUGCUGUUGAGUUUCUAGUCGACAGCUAUGGGACGUUUCGAGAUGAUACACACUCGAGGCGCAAGGUCGCUAAAGCGUCGAAAGCCAAAGCACUGAAGGAACUGCAGCUCGUUGUAAUGAGCACUAACACUAAUACAACGUACGAUGUCUUGUUAGCAACAAAACUGCACUACGCUGCGGAAGCUCUUUUGGGGCUGGAUACUAUGUACCACGCCAUACAUGCGUUUGGCCUCGCCGAACUGCUGAGGUCAGGAUCUGUGUCGGAUGUUGAUGACGAGCAUUUCUGGGAUCUGAUCGAUAACACUUAUAUUGAUGACGUAAACGAGGCGAUAUUGGCAGGCCGAACGUCAGUAUACCAUAACGAAUUCUAUCUAUCAGCGACAUACCCUCCACCGAUCGAUUCAGACGUGAUAAUACUGUCACCAUCGCAAAGAGCAUCGAUGGCCAUCAUGCACGUCUUCAUUCAGUGCCCCUACGCAGUGUCCUUAGUUCGGCACGCUAUCUCGAACCCUGACGAUGCCAAUGCCCUUGCGACCGCCAUGUCGCACAUGGAGCGUCUGAUACAAAUCGAUAUCUCGCAACACGUAUCUGAACUGAUGCAAACAUCAGUCUCUGCAGUACCCAUACCGCCAUCACCAGAUGUCGCUGACCUAAUGCCGGAUACGCUAGAAUUCAGUUCCGUGCGAAGUAUGAUCCUUUGCACAAGAUACUGGAUGUUGCAGACAGUGCUUUGCGGUCUUGCGGACACGCUGUAUCGACACUUCCCCAUCGAGGCAGAGUCAUCGCUGCUUCCAUCACCUCAACAACUACGAAUCAUCGACGUAGACAGCGCAAUACACAUUGCAAAGUCCUUGAGAUGGGCCGCUUCUGUUUCUCAAGAUUUACCGCUUGUAACACUACGCUUGCACACGCCGCUUCAGAUGACGAUUGGUCCAUGGCACCGUACAAUAAGAGGAAUUUCUACUCAGCGAUCACGAUCCAGUUCGCCAGACAUCCACCCCGAGAUUGCGAAGGAGUUAUCACGUGCAGAACGUAUGAAGGCCUGGGUCAUAGGUCAAUGUAACUUGAUACACAUCCAGUGGGACGUCUCUGUCGUCGAUGAACAACCCCUUCUGGAAGCCCUCGAUACUAUGGCUGGAGAAAAGAUCCCGGAUUGGCUUCCUGUACGCGUGCGUUUCGAAGCCGAAGACGGUGAAAUGGUCAUGAAGUUGGAUUACGAAAACAAAACAGGAAGCUACACAGAGAAGAUCGAUGUCAACACCGAGCCUCCGCCUAAAACGCGAAUGCCCCAUCCAGGAGCUACAGGUCAAGAAUGGCAAAGAAAAUAUCUAGGCGUACAAGAGUUGCCGCUUAGGGUCAGUGAGAAUGAAGGCACGAGACAUAACGUAACCUUUGACAACAAGCAUAAAAAUGCUUGCUUAGCUCCGAGCUGGAAUACUAGACCUGUGGACUUCAUUCACAGCAUCGGAAGGAACUUAUGCUCGACUUCUGGGUGGUGGCCUGAGACACCGAAAACCUCGACAGUGUUGCUGGACAGCACGCACAAAGCCUCGGCUUUUUCGCGCAUGCCACGCCAACCACAUGUGGAUGUCGAGAGUACAUCCAGAGAGAUAGACGGUCAUCCUUGCUUGGCUUCAAGUUGGUGGCCGCAGACUCCUAAUCAGUCAUACAAUAGCUAG